Messenger RNA from Lineus longissimus, 1270 nucleotides. RefSeq lists its product as uncharacterized. The transcript has 6 exons. The record is from RefSeq and is a predicted model, not a curated record. NCBI's taxonomy places the organism in Eukaryota, Metazoa, Nemertea, Pilidiophora, Heteronemertea, Lineidae. Bases 321 to 1250 code for a protein of 309 amino acids.
UCAAACGAUAGGAGGUGUCUUUAUUUCAUAGUUUUAUGCCAUUCGCUGGUGUUUUAUGCUGAACAUGUCUCGUUCAUCACUGCUUACAGGACUUAGAUGAAAACUUAAUAGGAAUAGCAGUGUUCUUGACUGGCUUCAAUCGACAAUGUUCACAGCGUCAACCUUCAGAAUAUACUGGUCUCUGUCGUUAUUAGUGUUUAAAAGAAGCCCUCCAUCUGAAGGAAUUUGAUAUUCAUCAGUUUUUGGCGGCAUAGAGCUGGAUUACACUAUUGUCAUUGGUAAUCAGUACGGUUCAGACUUUUGAUUAUCAAUAAGGGAGCAUGCUACCAUCAGACGUGAUACUGGUGACCGUCAUGGUCUUACUGGGAGUCACAGUCCGCAUCACAGGCACUCUCGACGAAUGUCCAUCAGAGAAAGAUAUAAGCCAAUGUUUAGGUGAUAUACAUAUGCAAAAAGAUGAUUUAAUAAACGGAAAAGUAUUUGGCGGUGCGUCCAAGACACCUUUAGAUGAAAUUCCAAAAUACUGCCGUCGCAUUCCGUCAUCCUUCUCCUGCCUACGAAACAAAAUAUCAACCUGUCCGACAAAACACCUGGCGCAGUGGACGCACUAUCUCAACAUAGAUGGACUGCAGAGAACUAUGGUUUACAUGUGCCAAAACAAUGAUGUUUGGUCUUUGGUACAAAGGAACUGCACGUCACAAGCAGACUACAAGCAAAUUAAAUAUGCCUGUACCAGAGAACAGAUUCUGUAUGCUCAACUCGAUAUGGUGGCCAGGGAGGUGCUUCUCUUUAACGACCAAAGGGCAACUAGAUGCAGCAAUCGACGUAUUGAUCUCUACUGCGACAUUAAAGCUUUAAACGUUACGUCAUGUGCUCUCGAUGACGACCAAUUCUGUGCCGGACUCGUCAACUCACUUCUUCGUAUAGACACGGAUUGCACCUGCGACCACUCCCUAGACAAAGGAUACUGUCCACCUAUCAUAGACAUACAAAAGAUUUGCAACAUACCAGCAUUAGUUUUACCAACAUUUAACCCAAUCCAAACCACAACUUCUUCAAAAGAGGCAGCUUAUGAACUUGUAACAAAACCUACAGAUAAAAUUGACAAAAAUAUUGUAAAGUCUGAAUUAACUGAAGACUCUAUGUAUGGGAAUAGUGGUGCUCCGCACUCAUUAUACAUCAUCAGUUCUAGUCAGACUCUGGGGUUGAUAUUCCUCAUCUUCUCAGCACAGUUGUUCUCCAUUUGGUAGUAAAUGCUUUAAAAGUAUAA